UGUACGUGCUCUGCAAUGCUGUCGACAGUUGAGGGAAUUGAAUGCAAGCUAUUGCUGUGAUAAGCGCCGGGACAACAAGUGAAGUUUCUGUACAAAGCGAACUUUCAAAAGUUUUCAAUUUUUUCUUUUUGAAUUAUAACGUAUCCACUACUAGAAGAGUGCGAUCUCAGCGACGUUUCUACCAUUUCGACCGGCUUGGAAAAACAUUUUGCGAUCAUGGCUACCGUAUCAUAUCAAAUAUCAAAUCUGCUGGAAAAGAUGACAUCCAGCGAUAAAGACUUCAGAUUUAUGGCGACUAAUGACUUGAUGACAGAAUUACAAAAAGAUAGUAUUAAACUGGAUGAUGAUUCUGAAAGAAAAGUGGUUAAAAUGCUACUAAAGUUACUCGAGGACAAAAAUGGGGAAGUACAAAACCUUGCUGUGAAAUGCUUGGGUCCAUUAGUCAAUAAAGUGAAAGAGUAUCAAGUGGAGACGAUUGUUGAUGCCCUAUGUGCUAACAUGGUAUCAGACAAAGAACAGUUACGAGACAUUUCAAGUAUUGGACUUAAAACCGUGAUCUCCGAGCUUCCCUUAGGUUCAAAUGCCCUAGCUGCAAAUGUUUGCAAAAGGAUCACUGGCCGAUUAAGUAACGCUAUAGAAAAGCAAGAAGAUGUACCAGUUCAACUUGAAGCUCUUGAUAUUGUGGCGGAUUUACUUUCCCGAUUUGGCUCGCUUUUGGUUACCUUUCAUUCAGUGAUCUUAGCUGCUUUACUACCACAACUUUCUUCUCCACGCCAAGCGGUUCGCAAGCGUACAAUUGUAGCUCUAAGUCAUCUUCUUACUUCUAGCAAUAGUCAGCUUUACAACAAACUUCUGGACCAUCUAAUCGAAGUUCUUUCUACCAAUAAAGUCAAAAAUGUUACCCGCACCUACAUUCAGUGCGUCGCUGCAAUUUGUCGACAAGCCGGUCAUAGAUUUGGAGAACACAUAGAGAGAAUCAUGCCACUAAUUGUGCAGUACAGUAGUGAAGACGAUGAUGAGCUUAGAGAAUAUUGCUUGCAAGCAUUUGAAGCGUUUGUAUACAGAUGUCCAAAGGAAAUCACGCCUCACAUUAACAAGAUCAUAAAAAUCUGUCUGACAUACAUUACAUACGAUCCAAAUUACAACUACGAUGGUGAUGAAAACGAAGGAUUUGAUGGUGAGGGAGUCGUGAUGGAGACAGAAGAAGAUGGUGAGGAAGACGCCGAGGACGAGUAUUCGGAUGAUGACGAUAUGAGCUGGAAAGUUCGCAGAGCAUCAGCGAAAUGUCUGGAAGCUGUCAUUUCUAGCAGAAGGGAGCUUUUGUCAGAGUUCUAUAAAAUCAUUUCGCCCGCUCUAAUCGCCAGAUUCAAAGAAAGAGAGGAGAACGUAAAGUCUGACAUUUUUCAUGCCUAUAUUACUCUGCUGAGACAAACUAAGUCAGCUACCGGCGUUUCCCUUGAUCCCGAUUCGAUGGAAGAUGAAGAUGGUCCAGUUAUAUUGUUUCAGCAGCAAGUUCCUCUCAUUGUAAAGGCGGUCCAUCGACAAAUGAAGGAAAAAAGCAUCAAAACGAGACAAGAUUGCUUAUCGCUUCUUAAAGAGUUAGUGCUGGUCUUACCAGGUGCUUUGACCAAUCACAUUCCUGCGUUAAUUUCAGGUAUACAAUACUCGCUAGGAGAGAAAAAUUCGUCGUCGAAUAUGAAAAUCGACACGCUGGCUUUUGUCCACACUCUUCUGGUUACACAUCAACCCGAAGCUUUCCAUGCACACAUGUUGAUUUUGGCUCCUCCGAUUAUCGUCGCCGUUGGAGAUCCAUUCUAUAAAAUCACCGCAGAAGCACUUCUAGUGUUGCAAAAAUUGGUGCAAGUUAUUAGACCUCAUGAUAAACCAUACAAUUUCGAUUUUAAUUCUCUCUCGACCGACAUCUAUUGCUCCACGCUGACGAGAUUAAGAACAGCGGAUAUAGAUCAGGAAGUAAAGGAGCGAGCGAUUGCUUGCAUGGGUCAGAUUUUGGCACAUCUGGGCGAUACUUUACACGAUGAACUAGCCGUUUGUCUUCCCAUCUUCCUCGACAGACUAAGAAAUGAAAUCACUCGACUCACAACUGUGAAGGCGCUCACCUGCAUUGCUGCAUCACCUUUAAGAGUUGACCUCAAACCGAUAAUGGAAGAGGCAGUUCCAGUUUUGGGAUCGUUCCUAAGAAAGAACCAACGCGCUUUGAAACUGUGCUCUCUCACACUAUUGGACACGUUAGUGCAAAAUUACAGUUCUGCUUUAAAUCCCGACCUUCUCGACAAAGUUACAGCUGAGUUGCCAGCAUUGUUAAAUGAGACUGAUCUACAUAUUGCACAAUUAACUCUUACACUGCUUACAACCAUCGCAAAGCUACAUUCGGUAGCGUUAACGAGAGUCUCAGACAACAUCUUACCCGAAAUUCUUGUGUUGGUAAAAUCUCCACUUUUGCAAGGUGCGGCAUUAAACUCUAUGUUGGAAUUCUUCCAAGCUUUGGUCCAGGCAGGCAUUCCAGGACUUGGUUAUAGAGAACUUCUAUCGAUAUUGGUGGCUCCAGUAAAUAUCCCGCAGCUUCACAAGCAGGCUUAUCACUCGCUGGCAAAAUGCGCUGCAGCUCUGACAAUCAUGUGGCAGCAAGAAGCUCUAGGCGUGGUGGAACAAUUUUUGAAGGAUGUUCAGAGCCCACAGAGUGACGCAAGACACAUCUUUGCUCUCUUUGUCAUUGGAGAAAUUGGCAGACACGUAGAUUUGAGCAACAUAAAUUCGUUGAAACUCAUUAUUUUAAGCUCGUUUUCGACACACUCCGAAGAAGUUAAGCAAGCUGCUAGCUAUACCCUUGGAAAUAUUGCAGUUGGAAACCUCCCUGAAUAUCUACCUUUCAUACUAAAGGAAAUUGAGGCACAGCCAAAGCGACAAUACUUGUUACUUCAUUCUUUAAAAGAAAUAAUUACGUGCCAAUCUGCUAGUCCGUCGGGUGUCUCGCAUUUACAAAAUUUUGUGCCUUCUAUUUGGAUGUUAUUGUACAGGCACUGUGAAUGUACAGAAGAGGGCACUCGAAAUGUAGUAGCUGAGUGCCUUGGAAAAUUAACCUUAAUUGAUCCAGGCACGCUUUUGCCUAAAUUGCAGGAAUCCUUGAAAUCCCCCUCGUCAUUAAUGCGGACCACAGUGGUUACUGCUGUUAAGUUCACAAUUUCCGACCAGCCCCAACCGAUCGACCCAAUGUUAAAGUUGUGCAUGGGCAGUUUUUUAGCUUCCUUAGAAGAUCCGGAUCUCAAUGUUAGAAGAGUAGCUUUAGUUGCAUUUAAUUCGGCGGCUCAUAACAAACCCAUACUAGUGCGUGACCUCCUGGAUUCAAUCUUACCAAAACUUUACACCGAGACAAAGAUCAAGAAAGAAUUGAUCAGAGAGGUGGAAAUGGGACCUUUUAAACAUACAGUUGAUGAUGGUUUGGAUUUAAGAAAGGCGGCAUUUGAAUGCAUGUAUACGUUACUCGAUUCUUGUCUCGAUCGGCUGGAUGUCUUCGAGUUCUUAAAUCACGUGGAAAACGGUUUGAGAGACCACUACGAUAUUAAAAUGUUGACUUACCUUAUGACGGCACGACUCGCUCAACUUUGCCCUACAGCCGUUUUGCAAAGGUUAGAAAGACUCGUAGAACCUCUGAAAAGUACUUGUACCAUGAAAGUCAAAGCAAACUCUGUUAAGCAAGAAUACGAGAAGCAAGACGAACUCAAACGCUCUGCAUUGCGUGCCGUAGCUGCGUUACUAACGAUACCCGAUGCUGACAAAAAUCCGGCUUUAAACGAAUUUGUUUCUCAGAUUAAGGGAACAGCUGAACUACAACCUCUAUUCGACUUGAUCCAAAAAGAUUGUUCCGGUAGCAACUUGAAUGAAGCACACAUAAUGGAUCAGAGCUAAAUGAUAGUGAUUACAUUUUCUAACUUAUAAAGGUCACUAAUAACUUAGCAUUUGUGGCCAUUAUUUACAGUCUAUUUCUAUACAAUUAAAAAAAUAUAUUAUUAUGAGUCACGAGAAUGGUACUCUGAGUUGAUAGUGUUACGGGGGUUGACUCUAGUUGACUGUUCUUAAGGCCAAACUUUCCAAAAUUUCUGCAAUGUUUACCAAUCAGUACAUACAAAUAUUUUAUAUUUAACGUACAUUAUAUAGAAAUAUGUGAGAAUUCAAAAAAAAAAUACUAGCGCCGCCCUUUUACAUGCUGGAAUAGGAAUACCAGUCCCGUGUUCCGAAUAAAGCAUAGUUUGCAAUUAAUGUAAUUUCAUGUAAUGCACCAUGUAUAGACUCAAAAAUAAAUCUACUUGACCGUAA
This is a messenger RNA of Belonocnema kinseyi, 4332 nucleotides long. It is a transcript of the gene Cand1, whose product is annotated as cullin-associated NEDD8-dissociated protein 1. Gene Ontology annotation, cellular component: nucleus. Bases 217 to 3924 code for a protein of 1235 amino acids. Lineage: Eukaryota; Metazoa; Arthropoda; Insecta; Hymenoptera; Cynipidae. Gene Ontology annotation, biological process: protein ubiquitination; SCF complex assembly. The record is from RefSeq and is a predicted model, not a curated record. The transcript has 17 exons.